Molecule: messenger RNA, 1270 nt
Organism: Phialemonium atrogriseum
Lineage: Eukaryota; Fungi; Ascomycota; Sordariomycetes; Cephalothecales; Cephalothecaceae
Product: translation protein
Exons: 1
Coding region: 118-1206 (362 amino acids)
Biological process (GO): translation
Cellular component (GO): mitochondrial large ribosomal subunit; ribosome
Molecular function (GO): structural constituent of ribosome
Source: RefSeq, a predicted model, not a curated record
AGCUUCGCAACGGCCAAGUUCACCAAGCCAGCCCAACGAUACGAUACAUUCCACGGCACAAUCGACUGCCAAUCCAGCCCAGCACUCAAACCGGGUAGAGAGCGUCGAAUCUAGAACAUGGCGCCCCGGCUGCCAGCCCGCUGCUGGCGGCAGCUCCAGCAACCCUCCUCCUCCCUCCUCGUCCUCUCACAACGCACGCCAUCGACGUCGACCCUGCACCUCCUCCCGCGGACGACCAAGCGCGGCGUCAAGUACGGCUGGAGCACGCUCCCGCCGCGCCACAAGCCGCGGCGGUUCAACCAGGUGACGGCGGGACUACCGGUGCCGAUUACGGGCCCCGCGGCGGCGCUCCGGCGGCGCGAGAACACGACGCCCGUGCGGACGGGCGUGCUGGCGGUCAAGAAGGGCAUGACGGCGUUCAUGGGCCGCACGGGGACGCGGAUCCCCUGCACGGUGCUGCAGCUCGACCAGGUGCAGAUCGUGGCCAACAAGACGCGCCAGAGCAACGGCUACUGGGCCGUGCAGGUCGGGCUCGGGGCCCGGCGCGCCGUCAACGUCGGCGCGCCCAUGCUCGGCUACUACGAGGCCAAGGGCGUCGCACCCAAGAAGCACCUGGCCGAGUUCAUGGUCCGCGACGAGUCGGGCCUGCUUCCCGUCGGCGUCCAGCUGCAGCCCGAUUGGUUCCAUAUCGGCCAGUGGGUCGACGUCAGGUCCAACAGCCGCGGUAUGGGGUUCGCCGGUGGCAUGAAGAGGCACGGCUUCAAGGGCCAGGGCAAGUCGCACGGUAACUCGCUCAACCACCGCACCAUCGGCACCGUCGGCCCGUCCCAGGGAGGCGGCUCUAGGGUUCUGCCGGGGAAGAAGAUGCCCGGCCGGAUGGGCAACGAGAGGGUUACGGUUCAGAACCUCCCGGUGCUCCUAAUCGACAAUGAUCUGGGGAUCGUGGUGGUCAAGGGCUGCGUCGCGGGGCCGAAGAACUGCGUCGUCAAGAUCCAGGACGCCGUCAAGAAGCCGCCGCCGCCCAAGGAAUUCGUCGACAGCACGCGCCAAUUGCUCGACGAGCGGUUCCCCAAUGCGGAGGAGCAGUUGACGGCCGCGCGGAAACGGCACUUGGAGCUGAAGGAGGCGAGACGGCAAGGGAGGAUAGAUGAGAUGCUGGCUGUGGGAGUGGCAGAGGCGCCGGCGCAGACUGAGCUGGCGGCUUGAUGUCAUGUAAUAUACACACACUUGAUAUAGGUAUUGUACAUCUAGAUCCGGACCUUUUUCUUCU